AUGGUUGGAGUUCGAGUGAUGUGAGUUUCAUUGGGAAAACUGAGUCGUCAAUAGUUUUGAUCAUUCACAAAUAAUACAUUAUUCGGGUCGAUAAUCUACAGUACUUGGGUUGCUAAUCUACAGUAGUUGGGUCACUAAUCUACAGUACCCGGGUCGAUCUUCUACAGUAAUCUGGUUGCUAAUCUACAGUAACUGGGUCGCUGAUCUACAGUACUUGGGUUGCUAAUCUACAGUAGUUGGUUCCCUAAUCUACAGUACUUGGGUAGCCAAUCUACAGUAGUUGGGUUGCCAAUCUACAGUAGUUGGGUCCCUAAUCUACAGUACUUGGGUUGCUAAUCUACAGUACUUGGGUCGAUCUUCUACAGUAAUCUGGUUGCCAAUCUACAGUAGUUGGGUUGCCAAUCUACAGUAGUUGGGUUGCCAAUCUACAGUAGUUGGGUCCCUAAUCUACAGUAGUUGGUUCCCUAAUCUACAUUACUUGGGUUGCCAAUCUACAGUACCUGGGUUGCUAAUCUACAGUAGUCGGGUUGCUAAUCUACAGUAGUCGGGUUGCUAAUCUACAGUAGUCGGGUUGCUAAUCUACAGUAGUCGGGUUGCUAAUCUACAGUAGUCGGGUUGCUAAUCUACAGUAGUCGGGUUGCUAAUCUACAGUAGUCGGGUUGCUAAUCUACAGUAGUCGGGUUGCUAAUCUACAGUAGUCGGGUUGCUAAUCUACAGUAGUCGGGUUACUAAUCUACAGUAUCUUGGGUAGUUGUUGUGACAUCGGCUCAGAGUGGAAAAAAAACCCUGUGGGGGCACAAAACAUUCUGCUCCUGUGGGUGCAUGAAAAACAAGUGGUGGGGGCUUGAAAAACACUUGUUCCACAGUGGGACGUUUCGUGCACCCGGCGCAAUACAUUUUCACGCGUUUUGCGCCCCCACAAUAAAAAAAGUGACCUGUUUUAUGCCCCCUAAAUUUUACGCCCCCACUGGUUGUUUCGUGCUCCCACCCUUUUUUGUGCCCACAUCAAUAAAUGGGUGGGGGCAUAGGUGGGUGCGCGAAACAACUGGGUGGGGGUGAAAAACAGGGUGGGGGCGUGAAACGCAGAUUUACCCGUUCAUUUCAACAUUUUUCAAAACUUCGAUAUUUUUCAGAAGAAAAGCACCUGGGAAUUGCACAUAUGAAGCUUGGAAUGAUAUAACUCAAAAUACUUUUCGAAACGAAUCAAUCUAUAGAGAAUGGGGUCGUUCAAAAAUAUUGCAGUUAAAUGAAGCUCUCUCACCAGUUAGUCUGAAAAUAAUAUCAGCGUUUGUUUAUAAUGAUUCAAUUUCGGUUACAACUACGUUUAUAGGAUAUAAAAGAGUUGGGUAAGUCUAGAAAAUAUUUAUGAGAAUCGGCAAUUUGAGAUUUCCGUUAAAGUAUUUCUUGGUAUCAUUAUAAUCUGUUUUAAGGCGAAAAGUAAUAUGUAGUUAUUAUGAUUGUAAUCGUGAAGAAAUACCAAACACUGAAUUCGAGUCAAUUAUUUUUCCAUUUGCGGUUGUUAAUUGUGCACGCAGAGCACAUGCUAAAUAUAUUACAUUAAUGCUUCCCGAUGAACAAAUUCAAACAUCAAUGGAGCCAGUUCCGUUGACAUUCCGUGCUUUUGCAAAACCACCUCAUGAAUUUGGAGUUUGUUUAGGACAAUUUUAUGGAGAUACUGCAAAGUGGUUGGAAAUUGUUGAAUCAGUCGAAAGUCAUCGAAUUCUGGUGAGAAUAUUUGCAAUAAUUUAAGAGACAUUAUUUAUAAAAAUGCGAAUUCCUAUAGUAUGCGUGGUACAAAAAAUUUUCAAAUUUUCUAAAAUUUUCCUGGUUGGUAGCCCCCAGCUAUAAAACAUAUUCCCGGAGUAAAAUAACAAAAAAAUGUUUUUGAUGGAUGGUGACCACCAAUGUAUGUCAAAACUUCAAUAAAUCACUCACCUUUAUUCUCCGUCAAUAGUUUUUCGAAGUUUAAACGUCAUUUUGCUCAGAAUUUGAAGGGCUUGGAUUUAGAAUUACAAAAGAAAAAAAUUCGACUCACCCUAACUUCUGAAAAUUGAACAAAAUUUUGAAAGUCAAAAAUCGAUUCUGGAGGGAAUUUGUUCCACGCUGAAUUCGGAUUUAUCGAAUUCCUCGGAACCCUUCCAGGGGCGGUGUCCUCAGGCGAAAUAGUAAGAAAAUCCAUAGAUUAUAAAAAAAAAGAAAAAAUAAAUAAAUUCAAAACAAACUGGAAAUAGCGUGCAUAAAACUAUGACAAAUUUCAUAGUAUGUUUUUCAAUAAAAUCUGGAAGCUGAUCCAAUACCAUCAAGUGUAAAUCAAAGCUUCAUCUAAUGAUUAAAACAUAGUAAUUCAUAAACAAUUUUCCUUUGAUCAAUAGUAAUUAUGAGUAAAAAACUUUACCCAAUUUUUCUAUGAAGCUUAAAUCUCACCUGUUAGUUUUUCUCUCUCACCUGUUAGUUUUUAAGCCUGAAACUUCUACAUUCGUUUUCUCAAAAUGUUCGCCUAUUCUUAAACUUACAUCAGAAAAUGACAAUUGUGGAUUUUAUGAGACCGCUGCAUUUUAUGACUGUUGUCUCUAAAAAAAUAAGAAAAUUAAAAAAUGUACCAAAUCACCCCAUUAAUAACAUUUUCUACGCUGAAAAAAAACACUCAAAAAUCAGAAAAAUGAUUCAGUUCGAAAAAAAACAAAAAAACGUUCAAUCGAUUAUUUCUUUUCAAAUAAAAAACAUCUCUCUCUCUCUAACCCUCUCUCCAUUUCCCACACUCUCUCAUCUAUCCUGCAAAAAACAAUAAAAUAAAUACGAUAAACAACGCGCACGCGGAGUAUCGUUUUUUUUUCUUUUUUUUGUACGACAUUUUUAUUUUUUGUUUUUUUUCUUUUUUUUUGAGUGGUUUUUUUCAGCGCAGAAAUUGUUAUUAGUGGGGUGAUUUGGUACAUUUUUUAAUUUUCUUAUUUUUUAGAGACAACAGUCACAGAAUGCAGCGGUCUCAUCAAAUCCACAAUUGUCAUUUUCUGAUGUAAGUUUAAGAAUAGGCGAACAUUUUGAGAAAAAGAAUGUAGAAGUUUCAGGCUUUCGUGAAACAAGAUGUUUCGUUUGGACAGGACAUUCAAAGAGAUCAACAACUUCUCACGGAACGGGCCAAUCAAGUUAGUUUAAUUUGAGGUUUGGGGGGGGGGAGGAACAAAACUAACAGGUAAAAUUUGAGCUUCAUUGAAAAAUAUUGGGUAAAGUUUUUAUUCAUAAUUACUAUUGAUGUUAAAGGAAAGCUGUUUAUACAUUACUAUGUUUAAAUCAUUAGAUGAAGCUUUGAAUUACACUUGAUGGUAUAGGAUAGCUUCUAAAUUUUAUUGAAAAACAAACUAUGAAAUAUUUCAUAGGUGGAUUAAUUUUUUAAUAGUUUUAUGCACGCGAUUUUCAGUUUGUUUUGAAUUUUUUUUUCUCUUUUGUUUUAUAAUCUAUGGCUCAUUGAACUUCACAAUUUGUAUUCCCAGGCGUAACUUUUUUAGAAGAAAUCUUUUUUUUCUCACGUCAAAAUUUUCUUCGAGCUACAGUCAUUUCUUGCGUCAGAAAUGGUCAAGUGGUUAGAUCACGUUUUUUUUGUUCACAACGUCCAGGAUCGAAUCUUUUUCUCGAAGGUAUGAUUUUCGGAAAAAAAGGGGCAAAAAUCAAAAAUGUCCAAAAUUUCGACAUCCAAAAAACGAGAACAGGGGUAACCCCAUUGAAAAAUCCAGCUUCCAUCGAGACAUCAUCCAAUCGGAAUUUUAUAAAAAAGGUAGAUUAUCACCAUUUAUUAUCUAUAGCUUGGGGGCUACCAACCAGGCAAAUGUUAGCAAAUUUGAAAAUUUUUUGUACCACAGGAUUUUUCUUCUUACAAAAAACGUCUCUUAACAAAUGAAUAUUUCAGGGCGCAACAAUGUUUUAUUUUGUAAGCAUCGAAGUGACAAUGUAUGAUAGUCAAGUUUUUACAUAUUAUGAUCGUUUAGGAUUAUCAGAAACUGUUCAUAUUCUCAUGGAUCAUAAACCUAAUUAUCAAUUUCACGAGUUUCAACAAAAUGUAUGUUGUUAGACAAAAACCUCAAAUAUCUUUCUUUUCAUUUGAGACAGUUCUUUCGUUUUUUAGGAAUGUUAUUACCGUAGUCGUCAACAUUCAAAAUGGGUUCUAAACGUAGAUUUAGGUAUAUUUAUAAUAAGAUUGUAUUAGUCAUCAAAACAACUUUUAAUUUUAGAUGAACGCUUGAUGUUCAACAAAAAGAAUUCAUUUAUCAAGUUUUUGAGGACACUUCCAGAAAACACUGGAGAAAUAACAUUUUCUGUUGCUCGAGUAGUGAAAAGGGAAAAUAAUAUGGUAACAUAUGAAAAUAAUCAAACACAACUUGAAGAAAAUUUAUUGUUUUUGAAAUAUAAUGAAACAAGUGAUCGAGGGUGGGGUGUUCCGAAAGGUUUAUUUAAUCCAAAUCUGGUUCAUUCAUUAUUUUAUCAUUUUGCAUAUUUACGGGAUCCUGGAACCAAAGUUUUCAUUAUGCUACCAAAAAUUGGAUACAUCAGGUUUGUUGUAUAUGAUAUAUAUAUAUUACUUUUAUGUAUAGUUCAGACAUUAUCGAACAAUUGUGGCAAACACAACAGCCUCAGAUUGGUUGGAAAGUUUCAAAAUGCACGACGAACCGCUGGAUAAAGAAUUUGCUGAGGAUUUGAAAAAUAGAGUACUCCUGGCAGUUGAUAAUAUUUAUAACCAGAAAGAAAUGAAAUGUGAGGACGCGGCUGAGACAAAACUGCAGAACUUGAAAAUGGAUGGGGAUUCAUGUGUUUGGGAAAACGGAACACGAAUCAAUAAAUAA
Caenorhabditis angaria is the source of this 4832-nucleotide messenger RNA. The record is from the annotation of a GenBank genome assembly. Lineage: Eukaryota; Metazoa; Nematoda; Chromadorea; Rhabditida; Rhabditidae.